GCUUCGCCGACCCCGUGGUGGAGAAGGAGUUGAAGCUAUGGCCCUUCACAGUUGUUAACGAAAAGGGCGUGCCUAAGAUCCAAGUCCUAUACAAAAAGAAAGUAAAGAGAUUCUUUCCGGAAGAAAUCAGCGCCAUGGUGCUGUCCUCACUAAAGACCUCGGCAGAGGCGUACCUAGGCAAAUCAGUGCGUGAUGCCGUGAUCACCGUGCCCGCGUACUUCAACGAUUCCCAGCGUCAGGCCACCAAAGACGCCGGCAAAAUAGCAGGCCUCAACGUAAUGCGUAUAAUCAACGAACCAACGGCUGGUGCGCUCGCGUUCGGUCUCGACAAGAUCGAAGAGGAGGAGCGGAAUGUGCUAUUUUUUGAUUUAGGCGGUGGAACUUUCGACGUCUCCGUGCUGACUAUCGAAGAAGGCAUCUUCGAGGUUCGCGCAACGGCUGGGAUAUCGAAUAUUGGUGGUGAAGACUUCGACACACGCCUGGUGGAGCACUGCGCUAGAGAGUUCUAUAAGGAGCACCGACUGGAUCUGUCCAGGGACAAUAGUGCUUUAAGACGGUUGAGGGCGGCGUCUGAGCGUGCCAAACGCAUGCUUUCGGUAGCUACGAAGGCCAGCAUUACACUGGAGACGCUGCACGUCGGAAAGGACUUUCACACGGUCAUUACUCGCGCACGUUUCGAGGAACUCAAUCAGGACCUGUUUCAAAUCAUUAAGGACAUUCUGCCACGAGUGCUAUCCGACGCGGAGAUGAGUAAAGAAGAUAUAGAUGAGAUAGUGUUAAUUGGAGGGUCCACGCGAAUUCCUUACAUUCAACAGAUAGUGAAGUCGUUCUUCAAAAAAGAACCAAACAAGACCGUAAACCCGGACGAGGCCGUAGCCCACGGCGCAGCCAUUCAAGCCGCUAUCUUGAGCAACCAACAUUCUGUGACCAUUCCUAAGCUAGUUCUCGUUGACGUGGCUCAUCUUUCGCUCGGCAUCAAGCAGUUCGGAGACACCAUGAGUGUGAUCAUCAAACGGAACACGACCAUCCCUACUAAAAAAACCGAAAGGUAUAGCACCGCUGUUGACAAUCAAACUGUUAUCCCUAUCAGCGUGUAUGAAGGCGAGAAUCACAUAGUAUCUCAAAAUAAUCUACUCGGAGAGUUUACUAUGUCUGGAUUUCCACCACUCCCGAAAGGCCAAGCUAAGGUAUAUGUAACAUUUGAGAUCGACUCCGACGGAAUCCUUCAAGUUUCUGCGAAGAACGACAUCACAGGGGACAGCAAGCAGUUAGUUAUCACCACCAACAAGGGGCGGUUGUCGCAAAAGACGAUCGCGCGGCUGACGCGAGAGGCUGAAAUCAGGAAGCGGGGUGAGGAAGCCAGGCGAGAGGCGGCUGACGCGAGAAAUGAGCUGGACAGCCUCUGCAUCCGCAUCAAGGAUAUGGCCCAGAAGCUGCAAGAGUGGUUGGCAAAUGAAGGCGACAAGGUGCUGGCUGAAGACAUCGCCGCUAAACGACAAGAGUUGCAACAGCUUCUGGAUAUGUCGAAGUAGAAGAUUCAAUCGCGGUAGGCUCUGUGACUAAAAAAACCCUACCUCUUUCUGCCGACAAGUUGCAAUGUGAGCAAUGUCAAAGUGAAAUAAUCUUUAUUCCAUAAGUAAGCAAAUUACACUUGAAAUCGUCAUACUGAUUAAACUCUACUGCCCAUUCGUAAGGCAGAUUCCCCUGAGAACAAAGAACAAGGA
Messenger RNA from Hyposmocoma kahamanoa, 1724 nucleotides. RefSeq names its product heat shock cognate 71 kDa protein-like. The transcript has a single exon. Gene Ontology annotation, cellular component: cytoplasm. Gene Ontology annotation, molecular function: heat shock protein binding; misfolded protein binding; ATP hydrolysis activity. Lineage: Eukaryota; Metazoa; Arthropoda; Insecta; Lepidoptera; Cosmopterigidae. The record is from RefSeq and is a predicted model, not a curated record. Gene Ontology annotation, biological process: cellular response to unfolded protein; protein refolding. Bases 135 to 1532 code for a protein of 465 amino acids.